Chelonoidis abingdonii (Abingdon island giant tortoise) is the source of this 1251-nucleotide messenger RNA. Its product is annotated as olfactory receptor 52P1-like. NCBI's taxonomy places the organism in Eukaryota, Metazoa, Chordata, Testudines, Testudinidae. Gene Ontology annotation, molecular function: G protein-coupled receptor activity; olfactory receptor activity. Gene Ontology annotation, biological process: G protein-coupled receptor signaling pathway. The record is from RefSeq and is a predicted model, not a curated record. Gene Ontology annotation, cellular component: plasma membrane.
AUGAGCUACAGCAGGGACCUGUUGGCUAGAGCCAAGAUAGUGGAUGCCGGCUAUGCCACUAGUAACACGGCAGCCGAGUGUGAUGAGCAGCUGGGGACAGCAAGGUGGGGCCAUGGGAAGAAGGCCCAGUGGAAGAAGACGUCACCUGACAGGAGGACCGUGAAGGAGACAGUGCAGGAAGAAGCCCAGCUGCAGAGUAGGGGCUACCCAGUUUAUUGCUAUGAGUGCAGCAUGUAUGAUUAUCUGCCUUGCACCUUGAGCAUUCCUGAGCCUGAUCGACGCAUCGACCACCUCAUUGCAGCUUUCAACCUCACCCCCUCUGACCCUUCAACAUUCAUCCUCAUGGGCAUCCCUGGCCUGGAAGCUGCCCACAUCUGGAUUUCAAUCCUUUUCUCUACGUCCUACAUUAUCAGCCUAUUGGGAAAUUUCAUAGUUCUGUUUGUUGUAGGAAAAGAGCAGACCCUGCACAAGCCAAUGUACUUGCUGCUCUGCAUACUGGCGGUCACAGACAUCAGCACAUCUACCUCCAUUGUGCUGAAGGCACUGUGUAUAUUUUGGUUCAAACUGGAAAUUAUUAGUGUGAGUGGCUGCCUCACCCAGAUGUUCUUCUUUCACACGGGCACUGUGAUGCACUCAGCCAUCCUCGCGACAAUGGCCUUUGACAGCUACGUUGCCAUACAUAACCCUCUGAGAUACGCCACCAUCCUCACCAAUGCACGAAUAGCUAAGCUUGGGCUUGUGGGUUUGAUAAGAGCCAUUUUCUUCGUUCUGCCCCUGCCCCUGCUCCUGAUCAGGCAGCCAUUCUGUGCCAAUCGUAUUAUCCCCCACACAUACUGCGACCAUAUGGCUGUGGCAAAGAUGUCGUGUGGGGACAUCACAUUCAACAGGAUGUAUGGCUUGGUGAUACCAUUUGUAGUCAAUGGGUCAGACCUGACACUCAUUGCCCUCUUCUAUGGUCUGAUCAUCAGGGCUGUCCUCAGAAUCUCCUCCAAGAAAGUCCACCAGAAAACCCUCAACACCUGCACAGCCCAUAUCUGUGUGAUGCUGAUGUCUUAUCCUCCCUUCUUUUUCUCCACUAUGACACACCGGUUCGGACAGGGUAUCACUCCCCACAUUCACAUCAUCUUGGCCAACCUCUAUUUCCUCCUUCCCACCAUGCUCAACGCUAUCAUUUAUGGGGCCAAAACCAAAGAGCUUUGGGAGAAAGUGGGCAAAUACACUUGCAGAAUGUGGUCGCUUGGUGGCCACUGA